AUGGGGAGUGGGGAGCCUAAUCCUGCUGGCAAGAAAAAGAAGUACCUCAAGGCUGCCCUGUAUGUGGGUGACUUGGACCCAGAUGUUACCGAGGACAUGUUAUAUAAAAAGUUCAGGCCUGCUGGACCUCUGCGCUUCACCCGAAUCUGCCGUGACCCAGUGACCCGCAGCCCCCUGGGCUAUGGCUACGUUAACUUCCGCUUUCCUGCGGAUGCUGAGUGGGCACUGAACACGAUGAAUUUUGAUUUGAUUAAUGGCAAACCAUUCCGUCUAAUGUGGUCUCAGCCAGAUGACCGCUUAAGAAAGUCUGGAAUUGGAAAUAUAUUCAUCAAAAACCUGGACAAAUCCAUUGACAACAGGGCCCUUUUUUAUCUGUUUUCAGCUUUUGGGAGCAUUCUCUCCUGCAAAGUCGUAUGCGAUGACAAUGGCUCUAAGGGUUAUGCCUAUGUGCACUUUGACAGCCUGGCCGCUGCCAAUAGGGCCAUCUGGCACAUGAACGGAGUGCGGCUCAACAACCGCCAGGUGUACGUCGGCCGAUUCAAAUUUCCGGAAGAGAGGGCUGCUGAAGUUAGAACUAGGGACAGAGCGACUUUCACUAAUGUUUUCGUUAAAAACUUUGGAGAUGACAUGGAUGACGACAAACUGAAGGAACUUUUCAGUGAGUAUGGGCCAACUGAGAGUGUUAAGGUAAUAAGAGAUGCCAGUGGGAAAUCCAAAGGCUUUGGAUUUGUGAGAUAUGAGACACAUGAGGCUGCCCAAAAGGCUGUGUUAGAUCUGCAUGGAAAGUCUAUCGAUGGGAAAGUGCUCUAUGUAGGGCGAGCACAGAAGAAAAUUGAACGUCUUGCUGAGUUAAGGAGAAGAUUUGAGCGGCUGAGAUUAAAAGAAAAAACUCGGCCUCCGGGGGUGCCUAUCUAUAUUAAGAACCUGGACGAGACCAUUGAUGAUGAAAAACUGAAGGAGGAAUUUUCUUCCUUUGGAUCAAUUAGUCGGGCCAAAGUGAUGGUGGAGGUGGAGCAAGGCAAAGGGUUUGGUGUUGUCUGCUUCUCCUCUUUUGAAGAGGCUACCAAAGCAGUAGAUGAGAUGAAUGGUCGCAUAGUGGGCUCCAAGCCCCUGCAAGUCACUCUGGGCCAGGCCAGGCGCAGGUGGUGA
This is a messenger RNA of Budorcas taxicolor (takin), 1149 nucleotides long. It is a transcript of the gene PABPC5, whose product is annotated as poly(A) binding protein cytoplasmic 5. The transcript has a single exon. The record is from RefSeq and is a predicted model, not a curated record. Gene Ontology annotation, cellular component: ribonucleoprotein complex. The coding region runs from base 1 to 1149 and encodes 382 amino acids. NCBI's taxonomy places the organism in Eukaryota, Metazoa, Chordata, Mammalia, Artiodactyla, Bovidae. Gene Ontology annotation, molecular function: RNA binding.